GUGAUGUCAGCGGUGGCAGUGCUGGUGUAAUUGACUCGGUAGGGGUGAUGGCGUCAUUUUAUGCCCCGCCGUAGCCUCCUGCUUCAAUAGCGAAGGUGGAGACGGAGCUUUAGCCGACGCGACCGUGGCUCCCUUGGCCCGGAUCGAGCACCGCCGAGCCGGACACCUCACCACGGGAAACAUGGAGGCUGCGGCCGAGGAGCUGCUGGCCGGCUCUCGGCUACCUGUCACUAUCGAUCAAAUCGUUAACGAUACGCUACUGGUGACGCUGACCUAUCGAGAUAGGAGCUAUACGGGGAUAUUACUUGACUGCAACAAAAAGACCGGGCUCUUCUGUUUACCAGAUUUCACAACAAAACCAGUUAACUUCGCAGUAUCUAAAGAAACUUGUGAAAUACCAGAAGUUCAGGGUGAGGAGCAAGAUUCCAAAUCUCCCAGCCAGGCAUCACAAAGACCAAAGGAUGAAAAUACUCUCCCCGAAAGCAGUAUACCUACUGCGCCUCCACUUUGUCCAGUUCCCACACCAGUGCCAGCUGGGCAGAUGUCCUACCCUCCUUAUUUUGAAGGAGCCCCUUUCCCCCAUCCUUUAUGGGUACGCCAUAGCUACAGCCAAUGGGUACCACAACCCCCUCCCCGACCCAUAAAGAGGAAGAAGAGGCGGACACGAGAGCCCGGCCGCAUGACGAUGAGUACUAUCCGUCUGCGGCCACGGCAGGUACUUUGUGAAAAGUGCAAAAACACCUUGAAUAGUGAUGAGGACAGCAAAGAUGGCUUGAACAAUACAAAGAACUCUAGAAAAGAGAAUACACUACAUAGUGACGAUGAUGGUGGUGAUAAAGAUGCACCUAAUAAACUCUCGAAGAAAAAUGAUGUAGUUUCAGCCAAGGACAAUAAGAGACGGGAAAAUGGCACCAGCAUUGACAGCAAGCGGCUCAGGAAAGACAAAAGAAGUGAAGCUGAAGGGGAUAAGUUCCCUGGAGGUGAUGUUAUCCCCCACAGUCCAGUCAUAAAAAUUUCAUACAGCACUCCACAAGGCAAGGGAGAGGUCAUGAAGAUUCCUUCGCGAGUCCACGGUUCAGUAAAACCAUUCUGUCCCAAGCAGCUAGCGCAUAAUGGCUUGGGAGACAAUGGCAAGAUAUCUUCUAAUCCUACCAAGGAGCAAAGACACAUUUUAGACGCUCGACGUUCUGGUCUCACAGUAUCCAUUCCCAAACUCAAACUGACAAGGCCGUUCACUACAGUGUGUCAGGAUUUACCAUCUCCAAAUAUCCGCUUGAGACACCCACAGAGAAAGCAUGAUGAGAGCAUGGUUGAGUACGAGGCGGAACUUGUAGGAGAUGCCAGAAGACGAAGUCCAAGGGCACCAGGACCCUGCCUCACCCACUCUGAGGACUCGGGGGAAGGCAAGAACUCUCUGGAGUUGUGGUCAGGGAGUUCUGGAGAGGAAGCAGAGCGCGGCCACAAUGACCUAACCCUUCUCAUCAAUUUCCGUAAGCGAAAAGCAGAUUCCUCUAGCCUGUCAGUUUGCAGCAGUGACAGCCUAGAUGAGUCCAAGUCCUUCAGCUCUGAUGGCACGUCACCAGAGCUCUGCGAUUUGGCUCCUGGUGAAGACCUCUCCGUAACCUCAUCUUCAAUACCUUCACGGGACGAUUGCAAGACAGUGCCCCCGCUCACUGUGCGGCUUCACACUCGCAGCAUGACAAAAUGUGUGACUGAAGAAGGUCACGCUGUGGCAGUGGGAGAUAUUGUGUGGGGAAAAAUCCAUGGCUUCCCCUGGUGGCCCGCACGUGUCCUCAGUAUCAGCGGCACCCGCAAAGAGGAGACUGCCACAUGCGAGGCCCAGUGGCCCCAGGCAAAGGUGGCAUGGUUUGGUUCCCCUACCACAUCCCAGCUCUCUGUUGCCAAACUUUCACCAUUCAGAGAGCUCUUCAGGUCUCGUUUCAACCGCAAAAAGAAAGGGAUGUACCGGAGAGCCAUCUUGGAGGCAGCCAAAGCUGUUGGACACAUGAGCCCAGAGAUUACAUCUCUACUUUCUCACUGCGACACAUAGGAGGCUGUAUGCUGAAGGGAUGUCUCCGAGUUUUUUUUUUUGUGAAUUCUCAGACCCUGUCAUCAAGACCCAGAAGGGAGUAUGUGCGGUUGUCUCGGCGACUAUUUAUAUGCUGUUCCCCCCACCCCCUUCUUCUUUCGUUUCUUUUUCACAAGACUGUUGUAAAAUGGCUGCCUAGGUGGAGGGAUGUUUAGGACAUGGGAGCAAAAAAAAAAAGCCAUGCACCUCAUGGUCUGGUGGGACUAUUCCUCGUUUUUUUUUUUUUUUUCUACAAUCAUAUUUCGAUACAACCGAACAACGAGCGACAUAACAAGAACCAGAAUGUAUUUAUUAUAUUUUCAAAAUCCAUCUUUUUAUCUGGAAAAAUAUCCCAGUGUGCUGCUGUCAUGUCUAAAAUGCGAGCCGUCGCCCAUCCACCGUUUGUACAAGGACAUUUGACGUAACGGUUCAAAAAGUCUUACCCUUUUGUUUAACAUCUACAAAAUGUGAACAGCUCCAUCAGAUGACAGUAACUGUUCCUACUCUUGAGUGACCAGUGUUCUAUCCGACAUACCUAGAUUAGUGCAUGUUUAUACUGAUCGUCAUCCUUCGUAUAUCACCCUUACAUUUCAUUUUGAACUUUAGAUAUGUCCACUCCUCCUCCUUUUCCUUGUUUUCCAUCACUUGUAAUUAUUUAAACCAUUAAGGAAAAAAAGCACUUUAUCUGUACCUUGGUGGCCUGCUGUAAGCUCACUGUCUGAAACACUAUUGUGAGAUACAGCCCUGAUAGGCAGCAGGGGCGUUAGGAAAUAUUUGUGGUUGACUAUCCAUGGCCUUGGCGAUAGGGGGGGCGGGGGGGAAAUAUUUUUAUUUUAGUCAUGUCUACAAGUCUUUCCUGUUUUGAAUCAUUGUGUACACUGUAUAUGUCCGCUCAUCUACCACACACACACACACACACACACACACACACACACUACAAAAGUACCACGUGACAUUUUCACUGGACAGAAAUGGGUAUAAUGUGUCAACACUCCCUAUGCAGUAUCAGUUGAAGCUUUAUGAUUGACUUUGGAAGGAAUAAAAUAACAUGCUGUAAGAAUACUGUGAAUUCAACUGCUAGUGUUGAAAGCAGCACUGUUUGAAUAAGGGAGGGGGCAGAUUAAAGCAGUGACGGCUGCUGUUAAAGCACAGUCAAAAAACUGCACCCAGUCCUUCUAAUUUCCGCUUGGCUCAAAACGCUUAGCUGUGAUCAAGGCAGAAAAAUAGCUCAUUGAUUGCCAACGAGGGAA
Messenger RNA from Phycodurus eques (leafy seadragon), 3318 nucleotides. It is a transcript of the gene pwwp2b, whose product is annotated as PWWP domain containing 2B. Bases 182 to 2050 code for a protein of 622 amino acids. Gene Ontology annotation, cellular component: nucleoplasm; nucleus. The transcript is spliced from 3 exons. The record is from RefSeq and is a predicted model, not a curated record. Lineage: Eukaryota; Metazoa; Chordata; Actinopteri; Syngnathiformes; Syngnathidae.